UCUCACGCACACAGUCAGAAACAAAAAUGGCCGAAGACCAAAGCGAGCAAACUUCUCCUGGUGUUCUGGAAGAAAUUUUCACGUCGCCUCUAAACCUGAGUUUGUUGUGCCUUUGUUUGUUUCUGUUGUAUAAAAUAUUUCGCGGGGAUAAACCUGCGGAAGUGGCUGAAGCUGAGGAUCCGCUACCUAAGCUGAAGAAGAGAGACUUUACUCGGGAGGAGCUGAAGCAGUAUGACGGAGUCACAAAUCCGAGGAUCCUCAUGGCUGUCAAUGGCAAAGUGUUUGAUGUGACAAGAGGAAAGAAGUUCUACGGCCCUGAUGGCCCUUAUGGAGUCUUCGGAGGGAAAGAUGCUUCCAGGGGAUUGGCUACAUUCUGUCUGGAGAAGGAGGCCUUGAAAGAAACACAUGAUGAUCUUUCAGACCUCACUGCAGCCCAGCAGGAGAGCCUGGGCGAGUGGGAGACGCAGUUCACGUUCAAAUACGAUUACGUCGGCAAACUUUUGAAGCCUGGCGAAGAGCCGACAGAGUACACGGACGACGAGGAAGUGAAGGACAAAAAGAAGGACUAGGUCAUGAGAGGCACCCAAACAUCUUUUCUUUCAGUUGUGCCUAAUGUACUUGCAAUCAUCGAUGUGUCUUGAUAAUUCUGGUUCACUAUGACUGUUUGGUCUGAACCUCCACACCCUCACUUUUCAGCAUGCCAUAAUUAAUCUGUGCUAAGAUGAAUUUUUUUUUAAAGAGAGCCAGCAGAAGUAGGAGCAAAAGUUAUUCUUGUACUUAGCUGCAACAUACUCGAGCAACGUGGACCACAUCUAACAAUAAUGUUUGAAUAGCAAGUAAUUACGAUACACUACAUACAUACGUUUUAUAUAUUUCAAAACAACACAUGAGGGAAGCAAGAAUGUGAUGUCAGUGUUUCUACAGAUACGUAGACAAAAUCUAACAUUCCAUGACUGGGGUCUUAAUGCUGAUAAGACUUUAUGAUAUUAUCACUUGUAUCUGAAAAUACUUAUUAAAGCAAUUUUCAUAUGA
This is a messenger RNA of Tachysurus vachellii, 1032 nucleotides long. RefSeq names its product progesterone receptor membrane component 1 (gene pgrmc1). Gene Ontology annotation, cellular component: membrane; endomembrane system. NCBI's taxonomy places the organism in Eukaryota, Metazoa, Chordata, Actinopteri, Siluriformes, Bagridae. The transcript is spliced from 3 exons. The record is from RefSeq and is a predicted model, not a curated record. Bases 27 to 569 code for a protein of 180 amino acids.